This is a messenger RNA of Paramecium octaurelia, 1465 nucleotides long. NCBI's taxonomy places the organism in Eukaryota, Ciliophora, Oligohymenophorea, Peniculida, Parameciidae. The record is from the annotation of a GenBank genome assembly.
AAAUGAAUCAUCUUGAAGAGAGUAGUGCUCCAGCAACCAAUGCUCCCGUACCAAUAGAUGCAACUUGGGUUUUGGUAACAUCAUUUAGUGCUUUGCUAACAAUUUUGGGAUUUGCAUUCAUUAGUUCUGGCGCUGUUCGUUAUAAAUCAGUACAGUCGUCAGUGAUAACAGUGUUAUUGGGAUCAGUGUUGACUAUUUUGUUCUUCUGGCUUGUAAACAAAAUAUAAUAAUAAUUAAUUGAUAGGUAGGAUAUGGAUUCGCCUUUGGAGAUGACAAGGGAAAUAAAUUCAUUGGUUUAAGUAAAUUUGCAGGAAUCGGGUACACAGUCGAAUCUCCAACUGACGAUUACACAAAUUUGAGUAAUAGAGUUAAGUUAUAAUAAUUUAGUAUUCUCAACAGUCGGAGCAGUCAUCGUAGCAUCUCUUUUUGGAUUGGGAACAUUGGAGAGAUCCAGAUUCUUUUCAGUUAGUUUAUGCAUAGCAUUCAUCACAGCAGUAUUAUACCCAAUAGCACUUCAUUGGAUCUAACCUACUGGAUGGUUGAGUAAAUUCGGAUUUGUGGAUUUUGCAGGAUCAACAUAUAUUCACGUUUUCGGUGCUAUUACUGCAUUGGUUGUUUCAUUCUUUUUGAAGGAGAGGAGAGAUCAAGCUGGCAAUGUGCAUCCAGGUAUUUUCCCACAUCAUUCUCCAAUCAACAUCGGAUAUGGAUCAAUUAUAUUGACAAUUGCAAUCCUAAUAUUCAUUAAUGGUGCCAAUACAUAAGGAAAGAAUGAUAAAUACGAAUAGGGAUUGAUAGCAGUCAACACUAUUGUAGCAGCUACUUUAUCAGCUCUCACUAGUUUUCUAUUAUAAUACUUGAAGACUCAUAAGACAAGUUUAAUUGCAUUAUCUAGAGGAAGUGUUGCUGGUAUUGUAGCUAUUUCAGCAUUGGCUAAUGAUGUUAGAAUUUGGGAGUCUGCUCUUACUGGUGUUUUGGCUGGUUUCGUGUAUAUUGUCCUCAUUCUUGUGAUUAAAAGAUCUCACGUUGAUGAUCCUGCUUACACUAUUGCUUCUCAUUUGGUAUCUGAUAUUCGUAUAUUCUUUAGGGUCCUGGUCUCUUGGGAACUAUUCUGGUUGGUUUUCUGGGUCUUACCAAUGGUUGGGUUACUGGUCAUGGACCCAAAUAAUUGGGAUUAUAAUUAGUAGGAAUCUUGGCAUUUAUUGGAUGGGGAUUACUGGUUGCCAUCUUUAUUGUUCCAUUAAAAGGCACUGGUGCAUUUAAAAUUAAUCCAUUCCAAGAAUCAUAGGGAAUAGAUGUCAGUUAUGGUAAUACAAUAAUGUUAAUCAUUUUUAGCUGAAGGAGAAGCCAUUCAAUUCCUCGAUGAAUAACCAGAACCUGCAUUGUUAAGCAGUUCUCCCAAGAAGGGAAUCUUCCAAUGAUUAAUAAUAAGUUUUCAUACAAAUAAAUUCAUAUGUGAAAUAUUAAA